This is a messenger RNA of Diaporthe amygdali, 993 nucleotides long. RefSeq lists its product as uncharacterized. NCBI's taxonomy places the organism in Eukaryota, Fungi, Ascomycota, Sordariomycetes, Diaporthales, Diaporthaceae. The transcript has a single exon. Bases 1 to 993 code for a protein of 330 amino acids. The record is from RefSeq and is a predicted model, not a curated record.
AUGGCGCGGACGACCAGGUCUAAGGCGGCUGCGGCUACAACCGCAGACGCCGCCUCAGAAGCCGUCAUUCCAGCACCCGUCACCACAACGGCCACAACGGCCACAACGGCCAAGCCGAAGAAGAAGGAGCCAAAAAAUGGCUCGAAGACAGAGCCAAAUGAUGCACCGAAGACAAAGGGUCAACAGCGCCACGCUCUCAGGCGGAAACUGUACAAGAAGGCAAAGAAGCAUCAGGAGAUGGAGACACUGCACACUACUUUGAAAUCAGCAGACACAUCAAUCGGCAAGAAGGAGCGGUCAACCUUGAGGGCUCAGAUCUACCAGCCAUGGAGGCUGAAAGCCAAGACCACCUCAAAGAAGGUCUCGGAGCUCGAGAAACUUGUCAAGAGGCAGCAGGAGGAGAUCAAGGAGUUGAGGAAGCUGGCGGUGGGCAAAAUCCCAAAGUUGCAGCCACCGGCGAGCCCGCCAGCGGAAGCGGCAGAGGUCGAUAUGGAGCCCGACUCGUCGCCUGCCAAGAUCAGAGACCAGCUCUUCGCUGAUGCUUCGCGGUCGCAUGGCGAGGUAGAGGCAGCACAGGAGGGCACGACCGUUGUGGAGGUCGAGGAGAUUGUGAAGAGGCCGGUUGGUGGCGAUGCCGGGGAGCCGAUGGAGGGCGUGCAGCAGACCACCAUAAUCACCAGUGUCGAGCAGGAUGUGGAGUAUCCAACCCUGCCAUCAGUCGAGGAGGCCACACAAGUGGCUGAGGAGAACGGCGGCGCAGAGGGGGACGAGAGCAGCGGCCAGCAGCAGCAGGAGCCCAACGGAGCCAAGGAAGGAGCAGGCGCUGCUGCGGACCUGACGCCGGAGCUGGCUGCCGACACGCCUACCAAGUCGAAGGGGGAAGUGAGAGACUCAAGCGCAGACUCCAACGCCGCCACGCCGCGCAACGUGAGACGAUCUCCCAGGAAAAGGACGAAACGGAGGAGCUUUGCCGGCCACUCCUACACGGGCUAG